Messenger RNA from Anarrhichthys ocellatus (wolf-eel), 2890 nucleotides. RefSeq names its product protein FAM83F-like. The transcript is spliced from 3 exons. NCBI's taxonomy places the organism in Eukaryota, Metazoa, Chordata, Actinopteri, Perciformes, Anarhichadidae. Gene Ontology annotation, molecular function: protein kinase binding. The record is from RefSeq and is a predicted model, not a curated record. Bases 701 to 1639 code for a protein of 312 amino acids. Gene Ontology annotation, biological process: signal transduction.
GAUAUGUUGAUGCUUUCGCCCCACUUCUGUAUAUACGGGUUAAAAAUAGACUAAUCAUCUUACUUUUAUAAAUUAAUAUUUAAUGUGUUGCAGAACCUGAUAAAUGAGAGUAAGAGCUGAUCAGGAUUCAGAGCGAACAGCAGUUCACUGAGCCACGCUGUCACCCUACCUCCACAGGGACACGAUACCCGGCCUUAUCUGAGUUGUGUAGCUCCAGUCUGGUUUGACUGGAGCGCUGGGUUGCCUGGUUAUGGUGGUGUCAGCUGAUAAGGCAGUGAAAGGCCUUUUCAGAGCGCUGGGCUCUGUUACUCUUACUUCUUACAAAUGAACAUUCAUAGACUCUGAGAACAAAUCCAACGGCUGUAACUCGAUGCUGGCAGAGGAAAAGCCUCCUCCCAAUGUGUCCACUCGGUCUUUAUGUCUCCUUUUCUUUCUGUUUCUUUUCUCUUCCCUUUAAGUAAACAUAUGUAGCUAGAGGAUUUGAGUUUUGCCCUAUUAUUGCUUUAGAAAGUUGUCUUUAUGUUCUAAGGUGUGACGGCACAGUUUGACUUGGCACGUCCUCGGAUCAGUCAUGCACGAUGCAACAGGGGACGUUUCAUAGCUGUGGCUGAGUGAGUUUACUCAGGCUCACCCGUGUGAUGCUAAGCUACCUGACGUGUGUAAUCAAGCGGGUGUUUCUUUACAGAAUCUCCGUGUGCGGAUGGUGAGAGGUUCGGGGCUGGCCCUGUCGUUUGGAAAGCUGCCCGGGUCCCUGUGCUCUAAGUACAUGCUGGUGGACGGAGAGAAAGUCAUGUUUGGGUCUUACAGCUUCACCUGGAGCUCCUCUCGGAUGGACAGGAACACGAUCACCGUGAUGUCGGGACAGAUCGUGGACUCCUUCGACAAUGACUUCAGGGAGUUGUACGCUGUGUCCGAUGAGGUGGACCUCUACAGCGAGUUCAACAUCACCAAGCCGCCAAUCGCUACGCCCAUCAGGAAGACGAAGGUGGAGAAAAUCCAGCCUCUGCCCGUCACCACGUCUCGCUUUCAGGUAUCUGUCGGGGACUCCAGACAGGUGGACCUGAAGGUACCUGCACAUAAAUACCACAAUCCUAAGUACUCUUUAGUUUUCGGGAACAGUAUGGGCCUCACAGGUUCCCUGCAAGACCUGUCGACCCCGAGCGACUCGCUGGUCGGCGGGCUGAACGCGAGGAACGGACUGCAGAACAACAUCCUUCAUGCCAGCAGGGACAAGGUGGACCAGGUCCCCCCACAGAGUCCUGGUCCGCCUGCAGAGGAUGAGGAUGUUGAUGGAAAGGGGGGCUCUAAGAAGAACCCGCUCUUCGGAGCGAAGAAACAACGCAGUUCUUUUAGGCACUUCUUGAAAUCUAGAGGAGCCACAGAGACUUUAGUAGAAGGCGUGGUCACUCCUCAGAGCCCCUCCCCCACCUGUAAGGUCUCGGAGACCAAUGGCGUUGCAGGAAAUGAGGCGGAGGACUCGUUUGAGAUCAUUGAGGUACCAAGUCUAGCGAAAUCCAAAACCAAGAAGCCCUCAAAGCUCCUCCAAAGAAGUGUGUCUCUGCAGACCAUCAACACCGGAGCCGAAGACGGAUCUAAAGGCCGCCAGCGGCAUCAAAAGAAGAAUUGCAUCCAGUCAUGAGAUCAGAAACUAGAGGACAGUCUGUCGUAAAGAUCUCACGAGUCCCACAAUCCAUCACUGAAACCAGGUGACUUCACUGUCCUGCUACACUUCAGGUGGAAGUCCUGAUGGGAGUGACCACCGAGGAGAUGUGGUAGUUUAACUAGUCAUGUGCGGACAAAAACUCCGGAGAAUCGCAACGCUGAAGCCAAAGUGCUGAUGGAGGGAAAUUCCAUCUAAGUUGUUUUUUUUAUGUUUUAUUGUUUUUUUUGUAUUAAAUUAAUACAGUUCAGUGUUUUUAUAUUUCGUGCUGGACCCUGAACACCACACAGGCUGCGUCACCCAGGUAGCGUGGGUGAACUACGUCACACCUGGUUGCUAUAGAGACAGGAGAAGUGACGAGUCGUGCUGUUUGUCCCCGAGUGUCGCCUUACAGACGACCCUCGGUAACAGAAUAAGUGUUGUACAGGCUGUGAAUAAUGUAGGCUGGGCUGUGUGGAUGACACAGUCCUGCCGUGUGAGGACUUUGUGUGUUUACACUUUGGCUUUAUUCAGGAGAAAACAGACCGAGGUUAAAAUGUGAAUCCUUCAGAGCCACUUGAGAUGCAAAGAAUCCUACUUUUGAAGCAGAAAUUGCAUAAAAGACAUGAAAAUAAACUGUAAAAACUGGUUUGUGUGAUUGAAUGUCAAGCAAAAGUCUGAGAUAACGAAUGUGUGGAAUUUGAGGCAAGCCAAAAUAUCUUCUCAAAAAAUGUCAGUGAUUUUGUACAAUGUGAAACAGAAUUUAGUCAAAAACCAAAGUUACAUUCUGGUACAUUAUUAUCAGCUCUGUACUUUAUAUGCAUGAAAGUACUUUAUGACUGAAGACGAAGUCCCGUUCGUGGUUUAUUGUUAAUUUCAGGAUGAAUAAUUAUUCAACAUUGUUUUAUUACUCGACCUAAUUUAACAACAACUCCUUGAGAAUGAUUUACAGAACAUGAUGUAUUAAGUCUUUUUAAAGUCAUUCAAAUGUGUAUUCUCAUCUGCUCUAUAUGUGUGAUCGGGGUUGACGGGUGUUGAUGAGGAACUACCAUCUAUAGAUAUAUAUAUAGAUAUCUAUAUAUGUAUAUCUAGAUGAAUAGAUAAUGCCUCAUUUGCAUAUUUAAACAUAACAUUUCAGAAAACUUGUAAUACAAAUAACGUAUUCUUAAAGUGAGUAAUCAACUGGUGAAGUUUCAUGGUGAUAUCUAUCAGUUCAUGUUCUGACCCUAUUCACCUGUAGUCUUCUAAAUG